Molecule: messenger RNA, 969 nt
Organism: Penicillium longicatenatum
Lineage: Eukaryota; Fungi; Ascomycota; Eurotiomycetes; Eurotiales; Aspergillaceae
Product: AMMECR1 domain-containing protein
Exons: 2
Coding region: 1-969 (322 amino acids)
Source: RefSeq, a predicted model, not a curated record
AUGGCCAACACCGCCCAGUGUUACUAUUGCUUCGAAAGCCUAUCCUCCUCUUUUGAGGACCACAGUCUCAUCGACCUCGCAACCGUAGAAGCCCUCUGGGAACAGCACGAACAAACCAAGAAACUCUCAAGUCUCGGAUCUGCACAAGUGGACUCGGAGGAAGAAGACAAUGAAGAACCAGGUCCGCCACUGUCUGUAAAUGACGAGUCCCAGAGUAACCAGCCUAAGGGUUUGAAACCACCCGCCGUCAGCCGCCUACAGAGCCAGGCAUCUUCAUCCACUACCUCCAGCGCCUCCAACACCUCGUCCAACUCUCUCUUGUCUAACUCUACUGCUGCUACGACCCCAAGCACACAGUCUGCUCUGGGAUCGCGCAAGUCUGAGAAGUACCCGUUAUUCGUAACGUGGAACACCAUAUCGCGCAGUGGAAGCAAAUCCUUGCGUGGAUGCAUAGGCACGUUUGAAGCGCAGAAUCUUGAGGCGGGGUUGAAGUCCUAUGCUAGAACUUCGGCUUUCGAUGACACUCGCUUCUCUCCUAUAACUAAAUCCCUCCUUCCUGCUUUAUCUUGCUCACUGACCCUCCUGGGCUCCUUUGAGCCCUGCACCAACCCCAUGGAUUGGAAUCUAGGUACACACGGGCUCCGAAUCUCGUUCAUCCAUCGCGGGAGACGCUAUGGCGCCACCUAUCUGCCUGAUGUCGCCGUUGAACAAGGCUGGUCGAAAGAAGAGACUGUCGAGAGUCUGAUGCGCAAAGCUGGUUGGGAUGGCGGUGCCGGUGGUAUGGCUCGACGAUUGCUAAGGGUUGGAAGUGGGGAAUCUGGCUCGACGAAGCCCUGGGAUCAGGUGUCUGAUUUUAAAACUACCAGAUACCAGGGCCUCAAGGCGAGUGCAUCGUAUGAAGAGUGGCAGGAGUGGAGAAAUUGGGUGCUCUCUUUAGACGAUGGCCGUGAUCUUUUGGGCUUAGCUUGA